CCUGCUCCCUCAGCACUCUCCUGUGAUUUCGAGGCUCCCUGCUCCUGGACCCUGUCCAAUCACAGCGCAGGAGGGGACUGGCUUGUCACGUCGCCACAGCAACCCUGGCCCAGCUCACAGAACAGGCAGCCGGGCACGGACCACUCCACUGGCGGCUCUGACGGUCACUUCCUGCUCCUGGCAGUAGGGGGCGCUGCUGUGGGCUGUGAGUUUGCGCUGACGAGCCCAGUGUUGCUGCGCAGUGCCGCGGGGUGCUGGCUGCAGCUCGCCCGCUACCAGCCAGAACCGAGCCAGGGGAACCUGUCGGUCCAAAUCAGAGACGCCAACACCAACCGGGUCAGUAGGUCCCUGCAGCUCAGGGACUGGGACCAGGACAGCCUCAGAGGCCAGUGGGAGGUGCUGGCGGCUCCUAUUGGUCAGAGGGAGGCUGCAUUUCAGAUCAUCCUUCUCUACUCCUCGUGUGGCAGCGAAGCCCCAGGGACACUGGGCCUGGACUCACUGGGACUGAGAGACUGCGAGACAGGUGGCCCUCCCCCCCAGCAUGGCUGUGUCGAGGGGGUUUCCUUCCCUUGCGCAAUGGGCAGCUGCAUUGACAGGAGCAGAGUGUGCAACUUCCACAGAGACUGCCCCCUAGAGGAUGACGAGGGCGCUGUCUGCGAGUCUCUGCCCCUCGGCUCACACUGCUCUUUCGAGUCUGGUCUGUGUGGCUGGUCACUUUCCAGUGACCCGUCCCCCUCGCCCUCCUGGUCACUGGUCAGCUCUCAUGACCUCGCCACCAGUCCAGACAUCCUGGGAUCCACUCUGCAGACCACAGGAGGUCACUUCCUGUUCCUGCAGGUGCGCAGUGAUGUCACAGCAGGCAGUGCAGUUGCCCAGAGCCACACCCUCCCGCCCACCUCCAGCAAUGAGGAGUGCCAGGUGCAGUUCUCGUGCUAUGUCUUCGGUGUGUAUAACGGGACAGUGUCUCUGUCAGUCCAGGAGGACAGCACUCUGGGGGUGUCUCCACUGGUGUGGGAGCGGGCUGGCAGCUGGAAGGACAGCUGGCUGAAGCUGACCCUGCAGCUCCCUGACAUCCUGCACAGGUUCCACUUGACUCUGAGGGCGGUGUGGGGCCCGGGUUCAAGAGCUGACCUGUCUGUGGACGGCAUCACGCUGGGGGCUUCCUGCUUCGGACACGAAAACCUCCACCUGGACAGUGUGAGUGACUUCAGGGUCUUUAACCCCCUGCCAGAGCCUUCCUCCUCCGAGGUGUCUACGUGGUGGUUCACCUCGUGUGGGGCCAGUGGCCCCCGGGGCCCCACGCAGGCACAGUGUGACAGCGCAUACCGGAACACCAACGUGAACGUGAGCGUGAGUGUUAGCGUGAGCGUGGACGAGGGCAGGGAGCUGCCUCUGCGGGGGGUGCAGAUGUGGAGAGUGCCUGCCUCCAACCGCUACAUGAUCUCUGCGUACGGCGCUGCGGGAGGGAAGGGAGCGAAGAAUCACAACAAGCGCUCCCAUGGAGUCUUCAUCUCCGCCGUCUUCCCUCUGGAGAAGGACGAUGUCCUCUACAUACUGGUGGGACAGCAGGGGGAGGACGCCUGCCCAGGGAGAAACCCCCUGACUCAACAGAUCUGCCUGGGGGAGUCUUCAGUGAUUGAAGACGAGUUCAGUGGGCGUGGCAGCAUGCUGGAGUGGGCAGGAGGGGGCGGUGGAGGGGGCGGAGCCACAUACAUCUUCAGGAAGGAGAGCGGCUCUCUGGUUCCCCUGCUGAUCGCUGCGGGCGGCGGGGGGAAGGCGUACCUCGAGGACCCCGAGAGACAUCUGGAUGACAUCCCGCUGGAGCAGUACGAGAACAGCACGGCCGUGCCCGGAGUCAACGGGCUGACCGGGGUGGCAGGUGGAGGGGGCGGCUGGAGUGACGUCACCAGAUACGUCUCGGGGGGGAAGUCUCUCCUGCAGGGGGCGGAGGGGGGGUCGUCCUGCCCCCAGGCCCUCUCCAAACUUGCCUGGGCCACCUUUGGGGGCUUUGGGGGGGGAGGAGGGUCCUGUACCGCGGGAGGUGGAGGCGGAGGCUACAGAGGCGGGGACGCGGCGGAGACUGAUGACAUCACAGCGGACGGGCAGGACGGGAUCUCCUUCGUGAAUCCCAUCGGAGAGAUCUUUCUGCAGCCGCUGGCAGCAAUGGAGAGCCACGGCGAGGCUGAGAUCAAGGUACAGCUGAACUGCAGCCACUGUGAGUCCGAGACCUGCAAACGAGAUGAGGAGACCAAGCUCAUCACCUGUCUGUGUAACAGUGGAGAGGAGCUGGCCAGCAACAAUGUCACCUGCACAGCUCCGCGAGGCCCUGCUCCAGAGAGACACCUCUCCUUGCCUCUGAUCCUGGCGGUGGUGGUAUCGACAGUCGUGACUGGCGCCCUGCUGGCCUGCGUCAGCCUCACUCUGAUUUAUUAUCGGAAGCAGCAGCAGCUGCAGGAGGUCCGUGUGCGUCUGCAGAGUCCGGAGUACAAGCUCAGUAAGAUCCGCACCUCCACCAUCAUGACGGACUACAACCCCAACUACUGCUUCACGGGCACCGCGGCCUCGCUGAACGAUCUCAAAGAGGUGCCACGCAAGAACAUCACCCUGCUCAGGGCGCUGGGUCACGGUGCGUUCGGGGAGGUCUUUGAAGGCAGGAUACUGGGGAUCUCAAGGGAGAACAGCCCACUGCCAGUGGCCAUCAAGACACUGCCUGAGAUCUGCUCCGAGCAGGAUGAGAUGGACUUCCUCAUGGAGGCGCUAAUCAUGAGUAAGUUCAGUCACCAGAACAUCGUGCACUGUGUGGGCGUGUCUCUGCAGACUCUGCCUCGCUUUAUCUUACUGGAGCUCAUGACUGGAGGGGACAUGAAGAGCUUCCUGAGACAGAACCGACCCAAAUCCAGCCAUGCCUCCUCUCUCAGCAUGCUGGAGCUGCUCCACAUGGCCCGAGACAUCGCCUGUGGCUGCAGAUACCUGGAGGAGAACCACUUCAUUCACCGCGAUAUCGCCGCUCGGAACUGUCUGCUGUCGGGCUCCGGCUCCACCAGGGUGGCUAAGAUCGGAGACUUUGGGAUGGCCCGAGACAUAUACAGAGCCAGUUACUAUCGGAAGGGGGGCCGCGCGAUGCUGCCUGUGAAGUGGAUGCCCCCUGAAGCGUUCCUGGAGGGGGUCUUCACCUCCAAAACAGACACCUGGUCGUUUGGGGUGCUGCUGUGGGAGAUCUUCUCUCUGGGAUACAUGCCAUAUCGGAUCAUGACGCAAUGCUGGCAGCACUGCCCUGAGCGCCGGCCCAACUUCACCACCAUUCUGGAGAGGAUCACUUACUGCACUCAGGACCCCGAUGUCAUCAACACUCCUCUCCCGAUGGAGUUCGGGCCCCCCGCCGAGGAGAGCAGCACCAUCAUGCGACCUCAGAGACUGGGGGGCGUGACCCCGCUGCUGGGCAUCUCGACCCUGACCCCUGAGCCUGACCUGUCACCUGGGAAACCACACCCCCAAGGAUCAGGCAGAGGGGAGGGACCUCCGAGAGAGGCGUGCCCCGGGGCCUGGCUCUUCCCCGGGCCCCCUCCCUCGUCGCCACCAGCCCCCUCCUCCUCUGGCAGCCAGAAGCUGAAGAACAAAACCAAGAACCUGUGGAACCCGACCUACGGGUCCUGGGUACUGGAGACCCUGGGCAAAGGCAAGAGCUCUCAGCCCCCAGCCCCUGCCACCGCCUGCCCCCCUGCUCCUGCUUCGGCCCCGGCUACAGCGGCCACACUGCCCCCCGAGAGAGAGGACUCAGGGUUCGAUGGGAACGGCAGCUCCUCCCCCCCCAGCUCCCGGGGCUCCCCCUCCCACCACGAGGGGGAGCGGGUGGUCACCGCAAGCCCCCCCUCCUCAUGCGGGGGGGUGGAACUGGUCAAGCUGCAGAGCUUCCCCUGCGGAAACGUCAACUACGCGUACGACGAGGAGAGCCUUCCCUGCGUGGAGCCCAGUGCUAGUGCUGGGAGCUCUGGGGUCCCAGUCCCCCCCACUGCCUCAGCCUCUGCCGGGGUCUCCAAAGCUCCAACGCACCCCCGGCCCUGCCAUAGCGAGGAGGGAGCCCACCUGCUUGGCAAAUCAGAGAUACCCACCCGUGACCGGGACUCGGGAUUCUCGCUGUCUGAGGACCUGAGCGUGACGCCCAUGUGAGAGGAGAGAGACUCUGCAACACAGAGGAGAUCACAACCCAGCAGAGACACACACACUGAGAUCACAACCC
Polyodon spathula (Mississippi paddlefish) is the source of this 4237-nucleotide messenger RNA. RefSeq names its product leukocyte tyrosine kinase receptor-like. Lineage: Eukaryota; Metazoa; Chordata; Actinopteri; Acipenseriformes; Polyodontidae. Gene Ontology annotation, cellular component: signaling receptor complex; membrane. Gene Ontology annotation, molecular function: ATP binding; protein binding; transmembrane receptor protein tyrosine kinase activity. The transcript has 27 exons. The annotation marks the transcript as partial. Gene Ontology annotation, biological process: multicellular organism development; regulation of neuron differentiation; cell surface receptor protein tyrosine kinase signaling pathway. The record is from RefSeq and is a predicted model, not a curated record.